Molecule: messenger RNA, 770 nt
Organism: Bombus impatiens (common eastern bumble bee)
Lineage: Eukaryota; Metazoa; Arthropoda; Insecta; Hymenoptera; Apidae
Exons: 3
Coding region: 284-610 (108 amino acids)
Source: RefSeq, a predicted model, not a curated record
UGAUAUACUUACUUCUCUAAAUGUACAUGUGCUUUUUUGGUUUCUUUCCGUCGGCUUGUUGGAUCUUUCCACUUUUCGUUCAUACGUUGAAAAUCAUUAAGUCAUAUUGCGCUAUUGAGUCAUUAAUUGGAGACAGCCUUUAAUUGUUUUAUCGAAAUUAUUCGAAAUAAUGCAUCUAUAUAAUAUCUUAUAGUCUAUGUCCAUGUUUUGACAGAUUCGUCCAUUCUGUAGAUUGUAGACUACGCGGAUUUCGAACUACUUCAAUCAUUUUUUAACUUCCUCGAUGAACUCACCACAUUAUUGCAUUUGGGGAUUAUGUGAAUCACAGCAAUAUUGUUGUGGUGACAAUGUUUGCUGUAAUGAAACUGAUUUUAAUUUUUUAUUUUUAACGGCUAUCAUUUUUGGAACAGUUGUCUUUCUCACAUUAUGCUGUAUUUGCUAUUAUUGUACCUCUCGACGAGUUCAUGCAUCUUUCUUAAAGAAAUAUUUCAAAAUUGCUUAUACUGUAAUGUCUAACCAACGAGAAAAUGAAACAAAUGCUGCAAGGAAUCAAGAAUCGAUAGUGGAAGACUGUGUUGUACGAAUAGAAAAGACAAAAACUAUGCUUUAAUAAACAUUCUUUAUAUAUGUUCUAUAUGCCUUUUUUAACCCAAUGUUAGCAGUUGAUUGUAAUUUUAAAAAAUGGAAUUCUGUCUAUGUCAAAAUUCUCUCAUGUAUAACCAAUAAAUGUAAUAAAUGUGUAGCUGUAUAUGAAUAAGAUCGUUCAGAAA